This is a messenger RNA of Juglans regia (Persian walnut), 1599 nucleotides long. Its product is annotated as protein CUP-SHAPED COTYLEDON 3-like. Gene Ontology annotation, biological process: regulation of DNA-templated transcription. The record is from RefSeq and is a predicted model, not a curated record. Gene Ontology annotation, molecular function: DNA binding. Lineage: Eukaryota; Viridiplantae; Streptophyta; Magnoliopsida; Fagales; Juglandaceae. The transcript has 3 exons. The coding region runs from base 189 to 1310 and encodes 373 amino acids.
UUAACUUUCCUUCUAUUUCGAUUUCAGCGCUCUUUCCUCCUAUAUAUUACGUCUCUUAAGAGCAUUUCCCUUCACCUCGUUCGUUCAUAAAUAUCGCUCUUUUUUUCUCCACCAAAACAUGCAGUAGUAGUACUAGGCUGUCAAACCUCUUUGGGAAACAUACAAAUUUCAACUACUUUUGCGAAAGCAUGUUGACAAUGGAAGAGAUUCUGUGUGAGCUCGCCGGGGAAGACAUAAGCGACCAAGGUUUUCCACCGGGGUUUAGGUUUCACCCAACCGACGAAGAGCUCAUAACCUUUUAUCUUGCUUCCAAGGUGUUUAAUGGAAGCUUCUGCGGCGUCGAUAUUGCAGAAGUUGACCUCAACAGAUGUGAGCCAUGGGAGCUUCCAGAUGUGGCAAAGAUGGGAGAGAGAGAGUGGUACUUCUUCAGCUUGAGGGACAGGAAGUACCCGACCGGUUUAAGGACGAACAGAGCAACCGGAGCUGGGUACUGGAAAGCCACAGGCAAAGACAGGGAAGUUUACAGUGCGUCCAGCGGAGCCCUACUUGGGAUGAAGAAGACCCUGGUUUUCUACAAGGGCAGAGCCCCACGUGGCGAGAAGACUAAGUGGGUCAUGCACGAGUACCGCCUUGAUGGUGACUUCUCCUACCGUCACACGUGUAAGGAGGAAUGGGUGAUUUGCAGGAUUUUUCACAAAAAAGGGGAGAAGAGAAACACACUUCUUCAAGGACAAAGCUACCUCUUGGAAGCUGCUUCAUCGGCCACCAGUGGUUCCUUGCCUCCAUUGCUAGAAGAAGCUCCAAAUACAUUAUUAGAAUGUCAAUUGCAGGAUCUCCAAAACUCUCUUCUGAUAAAUAACCAAGAUGACCUCAAAAGCCUAAUACACCCAAUUGUCUCCCAAUCUAACCCAUUCCCAAUAAAUGGUUUCCUACCUUCCUUCUCUUCCAGCACCACCACUGCAACAACCAAAAACACAAACACCGACAACAACCUAUCACAGUCACCAUUACCCUCGAUACUCUCCAAGUCCCUUCUCUCACAUCAAGAUUGCAGUACUUAUAAGGAACAGAUCACUAUUCAGAAACAGUGUAAGACAGAGGCAAACUUUUCCCACUUCCAAAUGCCAGCCGAUGCAAACUUGCAAUGGAUGGACAGGAUUCAAACAAGCACAAAUCAAUAUCAAAAUUCCUUGCUCGUUGAAAUUGAUUGUGGCUUGUUGGGGCUCUCUGCAUUUGCUUCUGCUUCUGCUAUAGAUGCCCCUGUUAAUGCCCUGCCCACUUCAGUUGCUCUCAACAGCAGUGGCUUUUAGCUGAUGUAGGAUCAUCCAAACAGGAUCCCCGGAGAAUCUUGGUCUUCAGUGCUUAAAUUCUUCUAGUUCAACUUUUAUAUUAUUAGUUUAGAUAUACAUAUAGUAUCUACAGAAUCUAUCAAUCUGAUGUGUAUGUACUGUUUCUAUAUAUAUGUAGAGAGCCAACUCCAUAGUGUCCAUCCAUGCACACCAAAAUGUAUUAUUGGACAGUUUCUGCAGCUGAAGAUUGAGGAGCGCUGUUUUAUUACUAUUAUUGUACAAAAAUCGAUUCCUUUUGAGAUUUUCUCCA